CGGUGCCGCAGCAGUUGCCCCUGGUAACGGGGGAGGCCGGAGGAGGAGGAGGAGGAGGAGGAGGAGGAGGAGGAGGAGGAGGAGGGAUUCGGCGGGAGGAUGGGCUUGCUCUCAAUUUUGCGCAAAUUGAAAAGUGCACCAGACCAGGAGGUGAGAAUCCUUCUCCUGGGCUUGGAUAAUGCUGGCAAGACCACUCUUCUGAAGCAGCUUGCAUCUGAAGACAUCAGCCACAUUACACCUACACAGGGUUUUAACAUCAAAAGUGUACAAUCACAAGGUUUUAAACUGAAUGUAUGGGACAUUGGUGGACAGCGAAAAAUCAGACCAUACUGGAGGAAUUAUUUUGAAAAUACUGAUAUUCUUAUAUAUGUAAUUGACAGCGCAGACAGAAAAAGAUUUGAAGAGACGGGUCAGGAACUAGCUGAAUUACUGGAGGAAGAAAAACUAAGUUGUGUGCCAGUGCUCAUCUUUGCUAACAAGCAGGAUUUGCUCACGGCAGCCCCCGCCUCUGAAAUUGCAGAAGGACUGAAUCUGCACACCAUCCGAGACCGAGUCUGGCAGAUCCAGUCCUGCUCAGCUCUCACAGGCGAGGGCGUUCAGGUGAGAUUACCAGAAGGCUUGGUUACCUGGCAACGUGGCACCCAACCAGCGUGGUCUGUCUCACUGGUUGGGCUGAUCUAGAUAGAAAAAGAUCUGAAACAAAUAGCUUUCGAUUAGUAGAUGAACCGCUCCAGGAUGUGAAGGGCACCGAGGAGUUUGGUUCUUUUUACUUAGCAACCAAUCUGAUAAUCAUUAACUGUUCCAGGAAAGCCACAGAUAAACCACCCACACACAGGACAGACUACCCCACUGGGUAGGAGGUCAGAACCGAAGACCUUAGGAGAUGCUUUCUAACUCUAGGAUUCUUUGAUGAUUGGGUUGGGGGUUUGUGUUGUGUCUAAUAUUAUGGAUGCUAAAUAGUUGUGUUCCCGCGGUAACAGCCAUCAACAAUACGCACACCAGUUAUCCUAGAAGUGUUUUGAUUUUUCUGUUGGCUAUCUCCACUGCCCGCGGGGGUGGUGUCUCUUUCCUGUUACUUCAGGUUGGUUUCCCGCCGGAGGCUUCUGCUGACAGAAAGCCCCAUCAUGCUUUAUACUGAGGAACCGUAUACCAGAAGAGCAGUCUCCCCUCAUUUGUUAUUAAUUUAGGGCAGAAAAUGGUUGUAUCCCAGAUACCUGAGAGCCUAUGUCCUCAAAGAAUGAUAAACCAUUUCAGCUCUGAUGCUUCCCACCAGGCAGCCUCAGACCAGUUGACACUCAGGGCUACUUCUUUACGCUGGAGCCCCAGCAUGUUCCCCAUGCCUCAUUUUAAACAUCUGGUGUACCUGCCAGGGAAGUGACACAGUGCUGUGAGAACCAGGCAGUACUGCUCUAGAAUGCUGUGGGGCUUAACAACAUCUGAAGAAAUGGUAUCUUCCCUCAUUGCCAUAUGGCGUGUGUCAUAAUAGCAUGGCCGGUUUGCUUUUCUCUCAGCUUGGUUUGUUGGGAUUUGAUUCUCAAUUUUUGUCCUGCAGCCUCUCUCCAUUUCCCUUCUAAUACCCUUUUUCCCUCUCUCCUAAGACAUUUGACAUUGAUUUGUCUUAAAACUGCCUGACUGCUUUUAUCUCAAGCAAAUAAUCACUUCCAACAAUUAUCUCAGUUCCAUCUGUUUGCUGCCUUGGAUUUUUUCUUUUUGUUACACAAACAGCCAGAGCCUGCUCCCGUGCUUGGCCUCCGGAUCUGAGGGCAGACCAGCCAGCACAGGGCAGGCGCCUCCUCCUCCACACUCCUCAAUACCUGCACCCUCGGAAACACUCCGUGUGCGUGCGCGUUAAGGGGCUCUCAAGUAGCCAGACAUUACCUUCGCUGCGUCCCCAGAAUGGAUGGCAGAGCUCUGUGGGUCUCUGUGAGUUUUAGGUUUGGGGAGGGGGCAGGUGUGGACUCUUAUUUCUGUCCUUCCUUUCUAGACUCUGAUUAUAAAAGUAAUAUAUUAAAAGUAAUUGUUAAUCAUAUACAAGUAUAUAAAACUGAAAAGUUCUUUACUCUCCCCUAAUCCUGCUCAACAAAGGAACUAAUCCCACUAAUAGUUUUUUCUUCUUGAGUCUCCUCCAUAAAAUGGCAGUCACAUAUGUGAUUAUAGGUCUAACAGGUUUCAAAUUAACUGCAUUUUUCAGCUUAAUUUACAAGCUGGUCCAACAAGUAUGCUGCAACCCAGGAUGGUUUUGAUUGGUAAACUUUAAUCAUUUUAUUUAGCUUCUCACUUAAAAAAAGAAACCCAAGUUUUGCCUAAGGCAGUUACCUGGAUUGUGCAUAAAAUGCUAUUCAGGAAGCCUGAGGUUAUUUUGGGGAGGAGGAGGCCCGGGAAAAGACAGUAGCUUUCUUGUGUUUGCACAAACUACUUCAGGAAGAGGAUUCUGCCUCUAAAUGGUUUAGAAUGCAAAUAUAGAAAGUAGAGAACAAGGAUGCCUGGCUGGCUCAGUUGGUAGAGCAUGGGACUCUUGAUCUUGGGACUGUGAGUUCGAGCCCCACUUUGGGUAUAGAUUUG
Molecule: messenger RNA, 2562 nt
Organism: Herpailurus yagouaroundi (jaguarundi)
Lineage: Eukaryota; Metazoa; Chordata; Mammalia; Carnivora; Felidae
Gene: ARL3
Product: ARF like GTPase 3
Exons: 5
Coding region: 100-681 (193 amino acids)
Molecular function (GO): GTPase activity; GTP binding
Source: RefSeq, a predicted model, not a curated record